Molecule: messenger RNA, 1671 nt
Organism: Gilbertella persicaria
Lineage: Eukaryota; Fungi; Mucoromycota; Mucoromycetes; Mucorales; Choanephoraceae
Product: IPP transferase-domain-containing protein
Exons: 5
Coding region: 137-1309 (390 amino acids)
Biological process (GO): tRNA modification
Cellular component (GO): mitochondrion
Molecular function (GO): tRNA dimethylallyltransferase activity
Source: RefSeq, a predicted model, not a curated record
AAAAAAAAAGAUAAGCAAUUGCCUGCUAGUUCCUAAUGACAAGUAGAGUGCUGUUGCAUUUCAAAAUACCAGGAGCAGUCACUUCACAUAUAUAUUUUUUUUUCUCUGACUCUUUUUUCGCUUCACAGUGUUUAUUAUGUCAACCAUACAGAAAAUAGCAACAGUUGUUGGUAGUUCUGGGAUCGGCAAGUCCAAGCUUGCAGUUGAAUUAUGUAAAGCGUUAAAAGGACAAGUCAUUAACGCUGACGCUUUACAGGUCUAUAAAGGACUCGAUAUUAUCACUAAUAAAAUGCCUAUUCAAGAGAGAGAAGGCAUAAAGCAUCAUUUAAUGGACUUUUUGGAGCCUGAAGAGGAAUACCGCGUCACAAGCUUUUUAAAAGACGCUUCACAAACAAUUGAAAGCAUUUCAAAUGAAAAACAAUUGCCUGUUGUUGUGGGUGGUACGAAUUAUUAUAUACAAGCAUUACUAUGGAACAAUACUACCAUCAGCAAGGAUCAACAAAAACGUAGCCCAUCACCUGAAUUGACAGUAGAAGAAGACGAGAAUCAGUUUCCCGAGUUUGAUGCACUAGAGACACAAGAGUUGUAUGAGCGACUCAAAAAAGUAGACCCGAUUAUGGCUAAUAAAUGGCAUCCUUCAGAUAGACGCAAAAUCUUAAGAAGUCUAAGGAUAUUUCAUCAAACGGGUAAACCACAAAGUGAGAUUAUAAAAUCACAAAAAGAGCAUUUUGAGACACAUGGCUUGGUGCCGAGAUACAAGACGCUAGUGUUCUGGAUCUAUUCAGACCCCAAGCAACUGAACCCACGUCUCGAUGCGCGAGUGGAUCAAAUGAUUGAAACUGGAUUAUUCGAAGAGAUUAAAGAUUUGAGAAAUCGCGUAGUACAAGGAAGUGUCAAGAUGCCUGGUGCAGAAUUAGAGAAAUACCAAAGAGGACUAUGGCAGGCAAUUGGCUACAAAGAGUUUGAACCUUACUUUGAAGCAUUAGAACAAGGAAAAGAUGAAUCUGAACUAUAUACUAUCAAGCAUGAAUGUACAGAGCGUGUGAAAUCAGCAACUCGAAAAUAUGCCAAAUCGCAAAUCAAAUGGAUCCGCAACAAGUUAGUACCGACUGCCUUGAAUGCCAAAAACAAUAACGUUAUUAUUUAUUGUUUGGAUGCAGGAGAUCUAGAGCACUGGGAUCAAAACGUAAGAGAUAAAGCGAUACAAGUAGCCAAAGCAUUUCAACAAGACGAGCCUUUGCCAGAUCCCAAAAGCCUGAGUGAAACUGCAUCUGUCAUGUUGGAACAAGCAUGUUUGCGAAACAUGUAGGGACAAUAAAGGCGAACCUUUAGUUUUGAAUGGCGAUAAAGAAUGGGAGCAACAUAAAAAAAGCAGAUUUCACCGUAAAUAUCUAAAGCAUUUGAAAAUGGAGGCCUUACGAAAAGCCCACUUUGAAUCUCAACAAGAUCGAAUUUAAAUGUCGUAAUUGUUGAUUUAAAAAAAAAGGUAAAUUAAAACAAAAUGUUUCCGGCUAUUCAAUUUGUCGAAUUGGCUUACCUAAAAUAAUAAAAUCCAGAAAAAAACAAUGACGUAACAAAAAAAAGAGAUAUAUAACGAAUAAACCUUUGGUUUUACAGUUAAAUCAAAGAGAAUUAGUCCAUGUUUGUUUAAUUAAAGAUGUAAGAAGAAAU